Messenger RNA from Phytophthora nicotianae INRA-310, 531 nucleotides. RefSeq lists its product as hypothetical. The record is from RefSeq and is a predicted model, not a curated record. Lineage: Eukaryota; Oomycota; Peronosporomycetes; Peronosporales; Peronosporaceae. Bases 59 to 253 code for a protein of 64 amino acids. The transcript has a single exon.
CGGUUGUUCGCCCUCCCAGCCGCACAGUCUCCUUCAGCUCGGACACCUUUGGACAGACAUGAGCGGCGGCGGCGAGUAUCCGUACCCCAAGUACACGUGGUCCCCGGCCGGCGGCUGGUGGGCUAAGACCAAGAACUGGCAGCGCAACACCGGCGUGGCACUUGUUGUCCUGGCGGCUGUGGCUGGCCCCAUCGCGCUGUACUCGAGCUCGAACCACAUCAAGUUCCCGGCCGAAGAGCGCCGCAAGCUGUAGACGCGCACAGCACAGCAGUCAGAGAGAAAACAGCUACAGUGACAUUAAUAUGUGGGCAAAACAGAAGACGACACGGGCGAGAAGGAGCUGAAGAUGUCGAGCGGGCAGGAAUCACCAGGAAUUAUUGAAAGACUCUUCUGAGCCAAGGGUGGCAGUCAACCUCCUAGUUAUUCAGUUCUACUAGUCAAUGAGGCGUUAUGCAGCUUUUGUUUCCAUUGCGUGUGUCUUACUUCCUUGCUUUUAGGUGGUAUUAAACUCGACAGGCUUUUAUUACUUCG